CGGGAGGUGGGGAGGUUGGCAGGCAGAGCUCGAUGCUCUUCCUUUCCCCCUCGACUGCCUCGACCGCCUCCUCCUCCACUGCUGGCCUGGCCGUCGCUGUCUGCUAUCAGGGUUGUUCAGCUUGGCGUCGUUGGUGGUAUAUAGACCUACCUACGCCCUUUGUGUCUGUCCUUACACCGAUUUAAUCGAUGCGAAUAUAUUGUUACUUUCCCCAAUGGUUCCGACGCUUCAUCCUCAAGGACAUUGUUUGCCUAAUUGCGAGCGCGAACGUUGGGUUAGAGGCACGGGUCUUACCUAGGAUAUCGCGCUGGCUGUUCAGACGCGUCCGCGUCUUCUCCCUCGCCGUCAAGCGCACUCUCCCCUCGCCUUCAAGCUUGUCCUCGCCUUCAACCGCCGCCUCGCACUUCAGCGCAUCUUCAACCUCGAGCACAUCCCCACCCUCGCUUUCAAGCCCAACCUCCUCGUCCUCAAGCUCAACCUCUCCCCCACCACCCCGACCAGAUGACCCUGCAGUCAUCAUUCGACUACCGACUACGCACAUGUCAUCUGCCCUACCCGCCGGCGACGCGCCCGGCCUCCCUGCCCUCCUCCCACCGACUUGCUGA
Molecule: messenger RNA, 605 nt
Organism: Schizophyllum commune H4-8
Lineage: Eukaryota; Fungi; Basidiomycota; Agaricomycetes; Agaricales; Schizophyllaceae
Exons: 7
Coding region: 189-605 (138 amino acids)
Source: RefSeq, a predicted model, not a curated record